GAGGGAAAACUGAGAGCGGUUUACUAUUCAGUGCAGGAGAAAGCGAGGGGAAAAAAAGAGAAGUGGAGAAGAAGAAGAAGAAGCUGCGAAAAUGUACGGCGGAAGCGAAUUCGAUGGAGGCGCGGCGGCGUUCAUGGGCGGCGGAUUCAUGCCUUCGCAGGCCACUCAGCCUCACGAUUCCUUCGCGUCCUCUUCUUCCUCCAAGAAUCGAGAUUCCAAGGUCCUUUUGCCGCUUACUGUGAAGCAGAUGAGCGAGCUACCAACUACUGAUGAGUCCAAUUUCACCAUUGAUGGUGUUGUUGUGAACACUGUUGUUCUGGUGGGGAGGGUGUGUCGGAAGGAAGACAAAGUGAGCGACUACACUCUUCUCGUCGAUGAUGGCACAGGAGUGAUGGAAUGCUGCAAAUGGUUUCAGGAACCUCUUGACACUGAAGAAGCCGAAGGAAUCUCAAUCGGAACUUAUGUCCGUGUACACGGACACUUGAGAGGCUUGCAGGGCAGAAGAUUCAUCAAUGUCUUCUCUAUUAGGCCAGUUACCGAUUUCAAUGAGGUGGUGAGUCACUUGAUCGAGUGCAUAUACGUCCACUUCUACAAUACCAAGAUGAAGGGAGUCGCUGCUCAGCCACCACCAUUGACAAAUUCCAUUCCACCAAGCAGCAGCAACUUCUCAAGGGGACUUCAGUCCGCCUCUCUAAAUCAGCCUACUGCCGCAUUUCAGGGUAGUGACAGGAUCAAUAACCUCCGGCAAAAGAUACUAGACGUCAUUCAUCAGCCUCAACAUCUAAAUAAUGAAGAGGGAGUGCAUCGUGAUGUCAUUGCUCGUCAGCUUAACCUCCCAAUGCAUAUUAUCAAGUGCAUCUCUCGCUCUGACAUUUCAUGCCUCUUCUCCUUUCUCACAUGCAUACCUUGGACGAACUUUCCUAAUGUCGUCGGCCUUCUUGCUUUUGGUCUUUGGACAGGGAAGCAAUUGAGGCUCUUGUUGUGGAAGGCGACUUGUACUCCACGAUCGAUGAUGACCACUUCAAAUCAGCCAUCAACGGUUAGACCUAUAAUUUUCUUUGCUCUCUUCUAGACGAGCGAGGAACAUAUAUGUUCUAGGGUUUAUGUGCUUUUACUAGGUUUUGAUAAUCAACAAUGUACAUAUUGCCAAGUCGGUCUAUAUUUAUGUAAAUCUAGCACUCUCUUAAGUCGACUCAUGUGGAUUGGUGGAUGAGUUGAUACGAAGUUCUUGUUAUGCUAAGCAAGAAGAAUUUUAUCUUAUUUCGAAUCAAAUUGAAUCGAUCACAUAAACUCAAUAUGCA
Linum tenue is the source of this 1301-nucleotide messenger RNA. The record is from the annotation of a GenBank genome assembly. NCBI's taxonomy places the organism in Eukaryota, Viridiplantae, Streptophyta, Magnoliopsida, Malpighiales, Linaceae.